This is a messenger RNA of Nerophis lumbriciformis (worm pipefish), 1407 nucleotides long. The record is from RefSeq and is a predicted model, not a curated record. Lineage: Eukaryota; Metazoa; Chordata; Actinopteri; Syngnathiformes; Syngnathidae.
AUGGCAACUGAUGAGCACGGACUCAACCUGAAGAGGGAUGUUGGAAUCAUUGGGGCGGUGUCUUUCAUCGCGGGGACUAUGAUGGGUUCCGGUAUCUUCAUAUCACCCCAGUAUGUGAUCUAUACCAUUGGCAGUCCAGGAGCCAGUCUCAUUAUAUGGGCCUCGUGUGGCUUGAUAGCCAUGCUGGGGGGCCUCUGCUAUGCUGAGCUGGGAACGGUCAUCCCAGAGUCUGGCGGAGAAUAUAUCUACAUGCUGAGGACGGCAGGGAGGGUGGUGGCUUUCAUGUUUGUCUUCAGCUUUAUCACUGUCAUGAGACCAGCUAGCGCCACGGGAAUUGCACUCAGCUUUGCCGAAUAUGCCGUGGCUCCUUUUUAUGCUGGUUGCUCCCCUCCGCAGCUGGUGGUAAAGUGCGUGGCUGCCGUCGCUAUCAUUGUUCUGGCUGUGGUGAACUGUCAAAGCGCCCGCCUGGCCACCGCCAUCCAAGUGGUCUCCAUGUUCGUCAAAGUGCUGGCACUGGCAGUGAUAAUAGUGGGAGGAAUGGUUAUUCUCGUUGACAAAGGCACCGAGAACUUUGAGAACGCCUUUGAAGGAACCAAUUUUCGUGUCAGGUCCUUUGGCAUUGCUUUUUAUCAGGGCUUGUGGUCCUUUGACGGAUGGAACACUUUAAAUUAUUUGACUGAGGAGCUCAAACAUCCAGAAGUAAAUCUUCCGAGAGCAGUAAUCAUUGCCAUUUCGCUGGUGACUGGAUUGUAUCUUUUGGUGAAUGUCAGCUACCUGACUGUGAUGACGCCAAAAGAGCUAAUUUCUUCAAGUGCAGUGGCGGUCACUUGGGGGAACAAGGUGUUAGGAUCCUGGGGAUGGAUCAUGUCAAUAGCUGCAGCUUUGUCAGCCUUUGGCUCACUAAACGGGACAUUCUUCAGCGGCGGUCGAGUGUGCUUUGUUGCUGCACGUGAAGGACACAUGCCGGAUAUUCUGUCUAUGGCUCAUGUACACAGACUGACUCCAUCUCCAGCACUCAUUUUCACCACUAUAGUCUCCUUGCUGGUGCUCAUUCCCGGAGACUUUCAGAGUAUCGUCAACUUCUUCAGUUUCACUGCCUGGUUCUUCUAUGCCAUCACGCUGUCUGGGCUCCUCUACCUCAAGAUUAAGAAGCCUGAGCUCCCAAGGCCAUACAGGGUUCCCAUUAUCCUGCCUAUACUGGUAGUCAUCGCAGCAGUAUUCCUUGUGCUGGCGCCCAUCAUUGACAAUCCUCAGAUCGAAUACCUUUACGUGACUUUAUUUAUCUUCAGUGGGGCCAUCAUCUAUGUACCCUUCAUUCAUUACAAGCUAUGCCCAGGCUUGUUAACCAAGAUGACCAUAUUCCUGCAGCUGUUUUUACAGGUCGCCCCAGCAGAGAAAAACCUGUGA